AUGCAGAACUGCUUCCGCAGUCAGUUUAGUGUGGAGGAGGUUGAGUGUGAGGACAUUGAAGCAAGCAGGAGAACAUCAUCGGUUGAUGAAGAUAGUAUCGAUCUUGCCUGCACACUGUCACGAUCAAACGACCUCGGAGACUCUGAUCUUCACCACACUCCUGUUAUCAAGAUGGGCUGGCUGGACAAGACCCCACCUCAGGGGAGCCUUAUUUUCCAGAAGCGUUGGGUGAUGUUGGAUGCACAGUACCUGCGAUACUUUCAAAAUGAGAAGGAGGUCUACUCAAAGCGGAUCAUAGCCAUACUGUCUGUCACUGAAGUGCUUAACGUUGGAGAGCAGAAGUUUGAGGUGGUGACAAGGAACAGGACUUUCUUGUUCCGUGCUGAAAACAACACUGUCAGGGAGGAAUGGGUGUCAGUACUGAAAGAAACUAUUCAGCAGCGUCGUAGCAGCAUGGAGAUGUCCCUUAUGAACUUCAGUUUUACUAGUGGACAGCGUGAUAGUGGAGUCUCUCUCAUUAGUAAACAAGGAUACCUGGAGAUGAAUGGACUGCGCUCCAAGGUCUAUGUAGUCAUCUGUGCAGACAGGGUCUUCCUCUACGGGAACGCUGAGGAGCACAGCCAGGGUGUUGGCAUCACCUACAUUGAGAUGAAUGUGGGUACUGUGAAGAGCACAGACAAACGGUCCUUCAACCUCACCACCUUCUACAGAACAUUCAGUUUCCUGGCCGAGUCGGCGCAGCAGAGGGAUCAGUGGGUGGAGGCCCUGCAGGACUGUGUCAGUCGCUCUCUGUCCAGCGAUGUGGUGGCCCAGAAGAUCUGGGCUGUGGAGGCCAACCAGCGCUGUGCAGACUGUGGCGCCCCCCAUCCAGACUGGGCAUCUGUCAACCUCUGUGUGGUUCUUUGCAAGUGCUGUGCAGGCGUGCACAGGGGUCUGGGCCAGAGUGUGUCCAAAGUUCGCAGUCUGAGAAUGGAUGAAAAGGUGUGGACUGAUAACCUUAUUCAGGUGUUCCUGUUAGGUAACAACAGGGUAAACCUGUUCUGGGCAGCUAACAUGCCACCAAGCGAGGCGCUCCACCCAUCAAGUGAUAGUGAGAAGCGCCAGCGCUUUGUCUCUGCUAAGUACUGUCAGGGGAAAUACCGUCGCUACCAUGCUCUGUUUGGCCAACAGGAGGCCCUCAACAAAGCUCUGUGCAGUACCGUUCAGACGGAUGAUGUAUUGGAGACUCUGUCUCUGGUGUUCUGUGGAGCAGAUGUGAACUGUUAUACAGGUGAUCCAGAGCUGCCCAGCCCUGUGUCUGUGGCCCAACACUAUGGACAGAUACUACAGGUGGAGUUCUUAACUCACAACCACAACACAGGUAACUUCAGCUACUAUGAGAGUGAGAAGAGCUCCAGUCAGAGCGGCGGGUUGAAGAUGAGUGAUGUCCUGUGUCUGUUGGUCAAUCCCCCAGGGAAACAUGGUUAUGCCCAUUCCUUUGAGCUGUACCAUGACUCUGGGAGAGUCUAUCUAUUUGGAGAAGACUCCUCUGACAAAGUGAAAGGGUGGAUCAAGGCCAUCGCCAAGGCGCUGGUCCCCUCUGCAGCAGAGGACCUGGUGUGCUGGCCCUUUGAGAGGGUGGGCCGGUUGCGCUACACUGAGGGCCAGAGCCACCAUAGCCCCCUCCUGGGCUGGUUCUCCCUGGGGGGCUCCAGACUGCUCCUACUCCUCCACGGAGCAGAUCGAGUGGAGAACAUCGACCUGCGCAAAAUAAAGGAGCUCUCCAUGGAGCUGGAGGCUGGUGCUGUGGUGCUGGUGGACGGAGGCAGGAGCCUGCGUGUGGAGGGGGACAGGAGGCCUGACUUCCAGGGCUGGCUGAGUGGGCUCCAACAGGGCUCAGGGAGAGGAGACGGCCCCCUGGACCAGCAGCAGCUCACUGACACAGACGUCCCUGUCAUCGUGGACCGCUGCAUGAGCUACAUCACACAGCAUGGUUUGAAGUCAGAGGGCAUCUAUCGGAGGUGUGGUGUGAACUCCAAGAUCGCCGCCCUGCUGUUCUUUCUCCGCCAUGAUGCCCGGCAGGUCCGUCUGAUUGAAGAGGAGCGCCAGGUGGAUGACGUGGCAAAUGUCCUGAAGAGGUUCCUCAGGGAAGUGGGAGAGGGGGUUUUCAAUGGCCAUCAGGCCUCUCUGCCAUGGCUCCACACCACUACUAUCAGUGAGAUGAGUGAGAGAGUGUCCCAGUACCAGGCCCUCCUCCACAGCCUCCCCCGAGUCAACAGAGCCACUCUGGGGGCUGUCAUCAACCACCUCUACUGCGUCCAGUGCUUUGCAGAUGAGAAUCAGAUGAACAUGCACAACCUGGCCAUUGUGUUUGGUCCCACGCUCUUCCAGAUGGACGGCACUGAUAACAGCGCAGGACAGGUGGUAGAGGAUCUCAUCCAGAACUACCAGGACAUCUUCAAUGUGGAUGCAGAGCAGUUUCAGAGGCAGCUGGACAUGAUCUCGCAUGUCAUCAAAGCACAGAAGGAACACACAAAGGAGGGAAGCCCAUCACCUCUCACCAUCUGUGGGGUUUACCUGGAGAGGAAGGAGGAGGGCUCUGAGCUGCUGGUUCAGAUCUCCCAGGAAGUGAGUGCUGAGGAGCUGGUAUGUAAGGUCCUGAGACGCAGGAACAUCCCUCCACAGCAGGGGGACUACUGGAGCUGCUUCCUGGUCGACGACAACCAGGAGAUAGAGCGUCCAUUGCACUAUCAGGAGCGAGCGCUGACUAUCUAUUUCUCUCUGGGUAAAGACUGUCAUCUGGUGGUCAAGAAGAACUGCUACAUGGAGGCCAUUCUUACCUACAUAGCAGGCAGGGUAGAUGUGUCCCGAAACGGCCUGAUCAAGUUCUGUGAAGAGAAAGGUCAGAGGGGCAAGGGAACCUUCAGCAGACGCCUCUGUGUGCUCAGUGGCUUGUCUCUAAGGCUGUACAAAGAAGUGAAGAGUUCUCAGCCUGAGAGGGAGUGUCCAGUCCAUGCUCUGAAGGUCUACUGUGGUAUCAAGAGGAAGUUACAGCCACCGUCAUGCUGGGGGAUGACUGUACUGUGUGAGAAGGCAGUACGAGACACACAGCAAUGGUACCUGUGCUGUGAAUCAAAGAACGAGCUGAUCGAGUGGCUGGCCACUUUUAUGAGCCUCCAGGUAUUGGAGCGGGAGGGCCGGGAGGUGGAACUAACAGGACCCGUUCUGGACGCCCGCGGGCAGCUAGCAGGUUGUCCAGUCGGAUCGACAUGUCUAUGA
Messenger RNA from Salvelinus namaycush (lake trout), 3258 nucleotides. Its product is annotated as arf-GAP with Rho-GAP domain, ANK repeat and PH domain-containing protein 1-like. Gene Ontology annotation, biological process: signal transduction. NCBI's taxonomy places the organism in Eukaryota, Metazoa, Chordata, Actinopteri, Salmoniformes, Salmonidae. The record is from RefSeq and is a predicted model, not a curated record. The transcript has 26 exons. Bases 1 to 3258 code for a protein of 1085 amino acids. Gene Ontology annotation, molecular function: GTPase activator activity.